GUAAAACCCCAACCCGAAUCGGAGUCGAAAGGGGGCCCCCAAAGAGUCUUCGAACUCAGAACGGCGAAGCCACAGCAUUCCGCCGCGUUGAGAUGGCGCUCACCGAGCUCGACGAUGGCACGGUGCGCAGCAUGUCAAUCGGAGCUGUCUUCUCUGACUUCGUUGGGAAGAUAAAUUCUCUGGAUUUUCAUCGCAAGGAAGAUUUGCUGGUAACGGCGAGCGAGGAUGAUUCAGUCCGACUCUACGAUAUUGCGAAUGCCAGGUUACUCAAGACCACAUUUCAUAAAAAGCAUGGUGCUGAUCGUAUAUGCUUUACCCACCACCCAAGCUCUGUUAUAUGCUCCUCAAGAUACAAUUUAGAUACUACUGGAGAGUCAUUGCGAUACCUAUCAAUGUAUGACAACCGAUGUCUUCGCUACUUCAAAGGACACAAAGAGAGGGUCGUUUCUCUCUGCAUGUCCCCAAUCAAUGACAGCUUCAUGUCAGGUUCUCUCGACCACAGUGUCAGGAUAUGGGAUCUUCGUGUAAAUGCUUGCCAGGGGAUUCUUCGCUUACGUGGCAGGCCUACCGUCGCUUAUGACCAACAAGGUCUUGUGUUUGCUGUGGCAAUGGAAGGAGGUGCUAUUAAGUUGUUUGAUUCACGUUCCUACGACAAGGGACCCUUCGAUACCUUCUUAGUUGGUGGAGAUAUGGCUGAGGUCUUUGAUAUCAAAUUUAGUAACGAUGGCAAAUCUAUGCUCUUGACCACUACAAAUAACAAUAUAUAUGUUCUUGAUGCAUAUGGAGGAGAGAAGCAAUGUGGGUUCAGCUUGGAACCAUCGCCCAACACAACCAUAGAGGCUACCUUUACCCCAGAUGGUCAGUACGUCGUAUCAGGCUCGGGAGAUGGAACCUUGCAUGCGUGGAACAUUAACAAGCGUGCUGAGGUUGCAAGCUGGAACAGUCACAUAGGCGUUGCCUAUUGCUUGAAAUGGGCUCCUCGCCGAGUCAUGUUUGUUGCUGCAUCCACUGUACUUACGUUCUGGAUCCCCAACACUUCCAAGUCUACAGGCGAGUCGGGUAUGGAAUUCAAUUCUCAUUCUCAAGCCGAACAUAUAUCUCAAUGAAAGCCAUUCGUACACGCUCUCUUCUUUGGAUUAUCAAACAACCAACUGAACUCUUACAAACCUUAGUUUACGUAGGUCAUCUACAGUUUAUGUACUUGACUUGUUUUUAAGUUAAAAUAUAAAUUUUGCUUUCUAGUUUGAUA
This is a messenger RNA of Benincasa hispida (wax gourd), 1249 nucleotides long. Its product is annotated as Transducin/WD40 repeat-like superfamily protein. The record is from RefSeq and is a predicted model, not a curated record. NCBI's taxonomy places the organism in Eukaryota, Viridiplantae, Streptophyta, Magnoliopsida, Cucurbitales, Cucurbitaceae. Gene Ontology annotation, cellular component: Set1C/COMPASS complex. Gene Ontology annotation, molecular function: chromatin binding; protein binding.